AUGUCUCUGAACCGGGUCCGCACAAUGGACACGGAGCAGUCUGCAGAGUACUCGGUGGAGUACUCGGCCCAGGUUUCCAGUGAUCCGGGCCGUGACGUGGGUCGGAGGCGUGAAGUGACCGUAGUGCAGUCCAGCUGCUGCCGCUGCCUGCCCCGCGCAGUGCGCCUCACCUUUACGCCCGAGUCGUUGGAAAGGCUCUAUCAGAACUACUUCCGUCGGCAGAGACAGGAGAACCUGCUAGUGCUGGUGAUGUUCGCCGCUCUCUUCAACAGCUUCGUCAUCAUCAUGUGUGCGGUGGUGUACACUGAGGACAAACUGGCGAUGGUGGUGGUGGCAGCUGUGGGGCUGGCUGCGGACGUUGCGCUCUACGUGUUGUGCUGGUUGCAGAAACUCCCCGCAUCACCUGUGUGGCGCGGAGCAGUGGCCUACAUACUGUGGCUGAUGGUCACCGUGCAUGUUUUGUGUUACAUGGGACUAAACUACGAGCGCUUCCCACAUGCUAGUGACUCGGUGGGCUGGCAGACUUUCUUCAUUUUCUCCUGCUUUCUAACUUUGCCACUGAACCUGGUGGCCCUGCUUCUCCUCUCUGUCCUCUCGUGCGGGAUUCACACUCUGGUUUUGGGGAUCACGGUGGCUCAGAAGUUUAAGGAUGGCGCGCAGGGGGCGAUGCUGGUCAGACAGUUGCUAGCCAACGUGAUGCUGUACCUGUGUGCCAUCAUAGUGGGUGUGAUGUCGUACUACAUGGCAGACAGGAAGUACAGGACAGCAUUUUUGGAAGCUCGUCAGUCACUGGAGGUGAAACUAACACUGGAGGAGCAAAGCACUCAGCAGGAGGAACUAUUACUGUCCAUCCUGCCCAAACACAUUGCUGAUGAGAUGCUGCAGGGCAUGAAGAACCAGGCAAAUCAGAACGAAGUCCGGCAGCAGCAGCAGUUCAACACCAUGUACAUGUACCGCCAUGAAAACGUUAGCAUCCUGUUUGCAGACAUUGUGGGCUUCACCCAGUUGUCCUCAGCCUGCAGCGCCCAGGAGCUUGUAAAGCUGCUCAAUGAACUGUUUGCUCGCUUUGAUAAACUGGCAGCAGAACAUCAUCAGCUGAGGAUUAAGAUUCUUGGAGACUGUUACUAUUGCAUCUGUGGUGUUCCUGACUUCAGGGAGGACCAUGCCGUAUGUUCUAUAAAGAUGGGCCUGACUAUGGUAAAAGCCAUCUCGUACGUUCGAGAAAAGACACAAACCGAGGUUGACAUGCGCGUGGGUGUCCACACCGGCACCGUGCUGGGAGGAGUACUCGGGCAGAAACGCUGGCAGUUUGAUGUUUGGUCCACAGAUGUCACUGUGGCCAAUAAAAUGGAAUCUGGAGGGAUUCCUGGGAGAGUGCAUAUUUCCCAGACCACAAAAGACAGUCUGCAUGGGGAAUUUGAACUGGAGCCGGGGAAUGGUGGAGAGAGGUGUGAGUACCUGCUGGAGAAAGGCAUUGACACUUACUUAGUUCUAGUUCCGAAGCAGAAAGCCAAUGGACUCAAUGGAAAUACACCUGGUACAUUGACCAAUAGAAAUUCCAAACAGUUGAUCAACACCACAGCAUCCAAUGGGAAUGCAGUCUCACAACAGUCCACACCUACUGAGUCUAAAAAGGAGAUGAGUAACACAGCCGAGGAUCAAACCAUCAACAGACGACUCCAGCAGGAGCUGCUGGAGAGAGAGACUCAAAAAAUAAUGAAGGAUCAUGAGAUCAACCCUGUUUCUCUCCGUUUUGUGGAUGGAAAGUUGGAGGACCACUACUCCUCGGAGAAGGAGAGGAGGAGCGGAGCGGCCUUCUCCUGCUGCAUGAUUGUACUCCUUUUCAUCACAGCAAUGGAGGUCUUCAUAGACCCAUUAAUGAAAGUUCUACAGUUUACACUACACUAUAUAAAAGAUGGCUACCUUUUUAACAUUUUCUUAUCACAGAUGUUCUCCAAGAGGUUGGUAUCUUUCUCAAUGUGGAUUGAUCGCACCCGAUGGGCGAGAAACACGUGGGCCAUGGCAAGCAUAUUUGUUCUAACCAUGGCUGUGAUCGCUGACAUGUUAAGUUGUGCACCUCCAUCCCUUCGGAUCUUCAACAGCACGUCUGGUCCGAUGUUGGAGUCGCUCGGUGACGGAGGCUGCGCAGAUAAUCCGAAGCACUACAGCUUCAUGGCUGUGAUGUCACUCAUUGCAACAACCAUGUUGGUGCAAGUGAGCCACCUGAUUAAACUAGGCCUCAUGGUGCUGGUUGUCACAGCAACUGGAGCCGUUAAUAUCUACAGCUGGCGGGACCUAUAUGAUCUGUAUGAUUACAUGCAGUUUGCCUCCUACAGAACAUUGAUAGUGCCAUCCAAGUACCUCAUGACAGUGAUGAUUAUUGUUAUGAUGAUUGGCUUUUACUUCUUUGCACGCCACCUGGAGCAACAGUCCAGGAAACUAUUUCUGUGGAAGAUUGGCGUGCACGAUCAGAAAGAGAGAGUCUUUGAAAUGAGACGCUGGAAUGAAGCGUUGGUCACCAACAUGCUGCCAGAGCAUGUGGCAAAACACUUUCUGGGCACUAAAAAAAGAGACGAGGAGCUGUACAGCCAGGGGUAUGAUGAAAUAGGGGUAAUGUUUGCAUCCAUCCCCAAUUUUUCUGAUUUCUACACUGAGGAGAGCAUCAAUAACGGGGGCAUUGAGUGUCUGAGGAUUCUCAAUGAGAUCAUCUCCGACUUUGACAGCUUAUUAGACCGGGACGAGUUCAGGUGCAUUACUAAGAUCAAGACGAUUGGAAGCACCUACAUGGCCGCGUCAGGCCUCACACCGGAAAGCAACACAAAUGGAUAUGGCAACCGCAAGCCAGAGGACCAGUUGCUGAUUGAGCGCUGGCAGCACCUCGCCGACCUGGCAGACUUUGCCUUGGCCAUGAAAGUCACCCUCAACAACCUCAACAAGCAGUCCUUCAACAACUUUAUGCUACGAAUCGGUCUAAAUAAAGGAGCAGUUCUGGCCGGAGUGAUCGGAGCUCGUAAACCUCACUAUGACAUCUGGGGCAACACGGUCAACGUGGCGAGCAGAAUGGAGUCAACUGGAGUGAUGGGAAACAUUCAGGUUGUAGAGGACUGCUAUGACAUCCUGAAGGAUUACGGCUUUCGUUUUAUCCGAAGAGGGCCCAUAUAUGUCAAAGGGAAAGGCGAGCUGCUUACCUUUUUCAUGAAGGGCAAAGACAAACCCAAUACCAAAGAUGGUGCAGUAACGACUACCCUUCCACACCAAGUUGGAGACCUUCACUGACUUUUUUUUUUUAAUCUCUUCAAAUGGCAUAAGCCCAAUAACAGGCCUGAGCAAGAUGUCAGUUUUGUCAGCCAUGAAUUUUACAGGAUCUUGUUUUUUGUGCGCUUCAUAGCCCAUGUGAAGAAUAUGACGGUAGGCUGACACAACAAAAACGC
Neolamprologus brichardi is the source of this 3431-nucleotide messenger RNA. Lineage: Eukaryota; Metazoa; Chordata; Actinopteri; Cichliformes; Cichlidae. The record is from RefSeq and is a predicted model, not a curated record.